Molecule: messenger RNA, 1920 nt
Organism: Plasmodium vivax (malaria parasite P. vivax)
Lineage: Eukaryota; Apicomplexa; Aconoidasida; Haemosporida; Plasmodiidae
Exons: 1
Coding region: 1-1920 (639 amino acids)
Source: RefSeq, a predicted model, not a curated record
AUGACUAUCUGCUCCGGGUGCGGAGCCGCGACGGAUGCCACCAUAUGCUGCCCCAUAUGCCUGAAAAACAACAAGAAGAUAUUUUACUGCUCGCAAGAAUGCUUCGAGACGAACUACACUGAACACAAGAAAAUUCACUACUUCAUAAAAAUGAUAAGCAGCGAGGAGAUGCACAGCAAGAUGCUGGAGCGGGACGGCAGCAGCGAGAGGCACAACUUGCCCGUGAUCAUACUGGGCGACGAGCGGGGCGGCGAGAGGAGCGGCGAGAACGGGGGCGAGGCGGUGGACAGGUCGCCCUUCCAGGCGCACCUCGCCGCGGAGCGCGCCAACUGCGAGGUGGGCGGAAACUAUGAGGUUAGCGGCAACUAUGAGGUGGGCGGCAACUAUGAGGUUAGUGGAAACCAUGACGUGAGCGACCUUCGCAACCUUCGCGACCAUCGCGAGGGGGGCGACCCCUACCCAGCCGGCGCGGAAACCAAGAAAGGCCCGAAAAAUAGCAAGUUCGAAAAGUUCGAAAAUUUGUACCGGAAAAAGAACAACAACAAAUAUAAAACUAUAAGCAACAACGACUACCUGUUUGACGACUCUAGUGAGCAGAACGAGGCAAGUGACAACAACACGUAUAAGGAAAACCACAAAAAGAGCAAACUGUCCAGGUGCAUGCACAAGCUGUCUGGCUACCUCUUCUGCAACAAGUACAACAUGAUGCUGCCGUACUAUAACGAUAUGUCAGUCAAGCUGGACAAAAUUAACUUAAAAAACGCAAAGGGGAAAACUAAACUGAGCGAAAAAAAGAUACAGGAAAUAAAAAAACAAAUAAAGAAAAAAAAAAUUUUCCAACUCACCAUUCUCCUGGUGGUCAUAUCCAUUGUUGUCAUUUUGGCUACCUGUGUAUUUUCGUACAUCCUUGAAACGUCGCAGAAAAAUCUCCAAAUCAACUCAGAAAUUUUGUUAAACAAAAAUAAUGCUGCUAAAAAUGCCGAGAUUGUGGAACUGAAGUCCUACAUCAACGUCAUAGAAGAUUUGCGGAAAGAAAUUUCUGAAAUGAAGGAAGUUCUCUACACACAUAAUGUUUUUUUAAAUAAAAAUUUUAACCUGAACAGGUCAUACAAUUUAUUUAACAAUUCGAGCAAAAUGAAGUCAAACCCUGCUGCUACGCAUAGUAAGAAGACCGCAGAUAAGUUGGGCAGUCUUACUUCGCACCUGUUUUAUGAUAACCCCUCUUCUACCUCCGAUGGGAUUUAUACUUAUGGGAAUGCUGAAGGAGAUGGAAAAGCGGACCAUUUUGACAGCCCCGUUCAUCUAACGCAACACCAUUAUGAUGUUAAUGAUAUUCACGAGGUAAGCAAAGGCACCGGUGGGGAGAUCUCUAAGCAUGAAGGGGGAGAAAUUAAUCUUCCCUAUCGCACAGAUGAGGAAGGAGAGCAUCACCAUCCACAAAUGAAAGACUUGAGAGAAUCGUUUCGAUUGAACGGUGUAGAAAAUGAGAACAACACUGUAGGAGGGGAUACCCCUUUACAAAAUGGGGAGGUACACCUGGGUGGUGAAAACGCCAGCGAACUGAGUGGAGGAGACCCUCCCACAAGCGAAAACGAACUGGUGCAGGAAAAUGUGAAAAAUUUUAUAAAAAAUCACAACAUGCCGAACAACAUGGAGCAGGCAAAAAUAAGUAACGUAAUCGUCAAUGAAGAGAAACCCAUAAACUCCAAAAAUCACAUGGCAGAAAAUAACGGCGCUACUGGUGAUACGCAGGCAGGGGAGAUAAACAACGCGCCCAAUGAAAAUAACAUACAUAGUCACGAGGAAAAGCUGAAACAUAAGAAGUAUACCUUCAAGGCGGACGGCGGUGAAGGGGACAACAACACAGAGAGGAAGUUCGUCAGUAGCAAACUCAACAAAAAGAAGCAAAACACGAUUUGA